GCCGGUGCCGUCGACAGUCGACCCCGUGUGGCUGUCCGUGAACGUCGGUUAGGUUAGCCCCAGCUACGUCACAACGGCAGGAUGCUGCGCGGAUUGUCUCGCGUCAAGGAACUGCAAAACGAGUUGGCCCACGCCCGGACCAUCAUUGAAGACUUGACGACCGAGAACCGGAUCCUGAAAGUGAUAGAGAGACGGCAUGAACACGCGCUAACCAAGUACGAGAGCUCGCACGCCGAGCUGCCGAUGGUGAUCAGGUCAUGCAGCGAGGAGCUGCAGUCCAUACAGACCCGAUUGCGACGCUCCAAGUUGGCGUUCAGGCAGCUGGAGGACAGGUACCGAGCCCAGACCGGAAAGCUGCUGACUGUGCAGAAGAAGCACAAACACCUGUUAGACUUGACCAAGAACAAACAGCUGGGCGAGAGGGAGAAACUUUCCGCUCAACUGGAAGAGGCGGAAAACAGGAUCAAACAGCAGGAGAAAAAGAUCCAGAACUUAAUUAGAAAAAUGGAGUUGGAAAAAAAGAACUACCAGCACCAGUUGAACGUAGAAAGCGCCAAGACCAAAGCGCUGCAGAUGGAGUUGAGCAUCGCGAAGGAGCUGAACGAACGGCUAGAGUCGAUGGCCGAUAAGCUCAAGUUCCAGAGCUACGUUGGCAAGAAGAGCUACGUGAGACAGAUUCCGGUGAACGCGUCCGGGCCGAAGACACAGUUCAAAAACUCUUUGUCGGGCGGCGAUCGCGCACCGUUAUUGAACGGCCUCUGCGGCAUGUUGACCAAGCCGGCGCUAGUGCAUGGCGAGUCUGACCUCAGCGAUCACACGAAGGACUUGCAGAAGAAUCUGAUGAGGCAAGUGCACGAGGACGUCGUCAACAAGCCAAAAAUGUUGGUGGCCAAAAAGAACAACUCGUCCGAGUCCUCGUGCGCCACGUCGCGUUUGAGCUACGGUAUAUCCGAACUGAUCAAGAAAAGCGAACCGUCGGACGCGUGGUCUGACGAUAGCAUCGGCGGUACGCGGGACGGACGCGUGCCAGCGGCCAAUCCUUUCUCGCUGUCCGAUAAGUACGGGCUGAUGGGCAAAAGUCGGCGGUUAGCCGUCAACAAACCGGUCGCCGGCUCUUACCGCGGCCCCACGACGACGACGGGUGCCGUCGGCCGACGGUCGGUUUGCGGUCGCGGCCGACGCGCCAACCGCAGCGAAGACGGUGACGACGACGACAACGACAACAGUGGCGGUGGCAACGACAACGACAACGUAACCGUGAGCGACGCCGUCACGUUUUCCGGGACUGACGAUUGACGCGAUGCGGCGGCACGUGCCCACCACCUCUGACCUCUGAAUUAAUCUGUGUUUAAUAAAUAUAAAUGUUAAUAUUCAUCAAAUAUCAAUACUAAUAUAUUUUUAAUCUAUAUGAAAUAGAUAUUGUUGAUAACGUUUCGAAGGGAUUUCGUUUCGAGGGUAGACUGGGUAGUGACGAGCUUCGGCGGCUCGCGCGCCAGGGAAAAUUUGUCUCGUACGGCUUCUCAAACACAUUUCGCGGUCGACGUGCGCACGGAACGAAUUCACUUCGUUAUUAUUUUUCCUUUUUUUUAUUAAUCUUCCGUUUAGUCCACACAGCUCAUUUUAGUCGGUCCGACUAUUAUGUCGUCCGACGAUCUAGUCGCGUUGCGCCGCCGGUGCUUAUUGAUCGAAGGAAAAAGCUGAAUGAAAAAUAUCUGUGACCCGUGUUGGCCGGAUACUUAAAGCGACCCGGGUGCCUUAUU
Molecule: messenger RNA, 1760 nt
Organism: Sipha flava (yellow sugarcane aphid)
Lineage: Eukaryota; Metazoa; Arthropoda; Insecta; Hemiptera; Aphididae
Exons: 5
Coding region: 82-1296 (404 amino acids)
Biological process (GO): intraciliary transport
Cellular component (GO): axoneme
Source: RefSeq, a predicted model, not a curated record